This is a messenger RNA of Cokeromyces recurvatus, 1035 nucleotides long. Its product is annotated as kinase-like domain-containing protein. Gene Ontology annotation, biological process: cellular response to oxidative stress; protein phosphorylation. The transcript is spliced from 9 exons. Bases 1 to 1035 code for a protein of 344 amino acids. Gene Ontology annotation, molecular function: calcium/calmodulin-dependent protein kinase activity; ATP binding. The record is from RefSeq and is a predicted model, not a curated record. Lineage: Eukaryota; Fungi; Mucoromycota; Mucoromycetes; Mucorales; Mucoraceae.
AUGGGAUUAUUUAAAACACUUGAUACAAUUGUUCAUGGGGGAAUACAGCAACCAGAUUCAUAUGAUAGGAAAAAGAAUUAUAAAUUCUCAGAAAUUUUAGGUAGUGGAUCAUUUGGUUCAGUAAAGAAAGCAAUAAGAAUAAAUGAUGGUAAAGAAGUGGCUAUUAAAGUUAUACCAAAAAAGAAUGUAAAGAAUCAUUUUGAUAUGGUAAAAGAUGAAGUAGCCGUACUUCAAGCUUUACAUCAUCCAAAUGUGAUUGGAUUUUAUGAUUAUUUUGAGUCAAGUGCUACAGGUGGUGAAUUAUUUGAAAGACUAUUUGAAAGAGGAAAAUUCACGGAAAAGGAUGCAGUUUUAGUUAUUAAAUCCGUCUUAACUGGAUUAGAAUAUUUACAUAAAAACAAUAUUGUUCACAGAGAUAUGAAACCAGAGAAUUUGUUAUUUAAAACACCUGAAUCAAAUGCUGAUUUAGUUAUUUGCGAUUUUGGGAUUGCAAAGUUUAAUUCUCAAACAACUGCACUAGAAACAGUAUGUGGUUCACCUGGUUAUGUUGCACCUGAAGUUUUAUUACAAAAAGGUUAUGGCUCUGCUAUUGAUAUGUGGGCUGUUGGAGUAAUUACAUAUACACUUCUUUGUGGAUAUCAGCCAUUCCAAGCAGAAGAUCAGGUUGAAUUAAUCGAUGAAAUUACUCAUGCUAGAUAUGAUUUUCAUGAAAGAUAUUGGAGAAAUAUCUCUAUUGAUGCAAAGAAUUUUAUUAGAGCUCUUUUAGUAUUAGAUGAUAAAAAGAGAUUGACUGCAACAGAAGCUUUAAACCAUAAAUGGAUGACAAGUAAUGAUAUAAAUGAAAUUGAUAUUCUUAGUACUGUACGUGAAAAUUUCAAUCCACGUAAAGCAUUAAAGAGCGCUAUCGGUGCCGUCCUUGCAAUAAAUAAAAUAAGGACAAAUACAGGUGAUUUAAAUUCUGUAGUAUUAUCGAAAAAUGAAGAAAAUAAUCAAGAGAAAGAUUCAACCCCUAUUAUUGCUAUACCUGCUCAAUAA